Tigriopus californicus is the source of this 3088-nucleotide messenger RNA. RefSeq lists its product as uncharacterized. The transcript is spliced from 5 exons. The record is from RefSeq and is a predicted model, not a curated record. Lineage: Eukaryota; Metazoa; Arthropoda; Copepoda; Harpacticoida; Harpacticidae.
UAUAACUCGGCAAACUAUGCAGCCCACUUUGUUAAUGAAACUAGUUCACUGACUGUUAACUUCUACCAGAUUCGUCAGAAAGUUUGAUUCCGAGGUGAAGGAAGGAUCAGAGGAAGAACACAGCUGAUUGCUCAAAAUUUAUUGGACAUUGCUAAGAUUGAAUCGUGAGAGGAAGCUGCCUUGGCGGCUCUCCGUUUACUUCAAAAUAACGCUUGAUUCAAGGCAAAAACAUGUCUGAAGGCGCUGCCGAGAUUGCGUCGGAUGCUUCUGAUCCAAAGAAUAACAAUGAACAAAGAAACCUUCAAAGAAUAAUCCCAGAGGUCAAAACGUUAAUGAGCAACUCCGUUCAAGACGAGAAGCUCAAUCUGAUUGACGUCAAUCUCCGGGUGUUUUGCAUGCGGUUACAAGAGCUCAUUGCCAAGAUCCGCCCCGAUGAUCUAGCUCUUAUCGAUGAGAUUGCCCUAUUCCGGGAUGAACAAAUGACCUCCAAGAGCUCAUGGAUGGAUUCAGAUCCUCCGGGAGAGUCACCGGGACAUCUUCAACUCAAACUCGAUUUCGAGAUCGAACGUCGUGUGAGGAUCCAAUCCGCUUUGGAUGAUGCCGAGAAACGGAGUUGUGCAGCCAAUCGAGCUUUGGAACGCAAGUCUGAGGAUAUGGAAGAACUCGACAAUGCCAUACUCAAGUUGAACAUCAAGCAUGAGGCAGAUAUGAACGAGAUCAGGGGCGAGAACGAGGGCUUGACGAAAUCCAUCCGUGAGAAAGAGAAGCAGAUCCGGGAGAGUGAGAAGAAAGCUCGUUACUUGACCAUCAAGGCCCAGGAGUUUGAGGACUUGUUCAAGGCUCAAUUGGAGGUGGUCAAGACCUUGCAGACCAACUUGAAUAUGGCUUACGAGGAGAACAAGGCCUUGGUAAAGGAGAUGGAGAUGCUCAACGCCAUGUUCACCGAAAUGGAACGCUCUCAUGUUGAAGAUGCUCUCCGGGAUUAUGAAACCUCUGAAGUGGAUCUCUCGGAUACAAACCAUAAGGAUGAGAAGGGCAAGGAAGUGGGGGUUCAUGACUUGCUUCAAGCUGUCAAUAACGACACAGCCUCGUCCAAAAUCCAGGAGAGCUGCUUCAAGGAGGUGGUCACGAAAAAUGGGACCAAAAUGGUCCUGAGCGUUAGCAAGACCUUCAUGAAGCUCAAGGAUCUGAUCCUCGAGAAGAAGACCUUAGAGGAUCAACUAGAGAAGAUGAAGAAGAUCAAUCACAACCUCUCUACCAAGGUCAACACUCACGAGGUAAAAUUGUUCAACAUCACCGAUGAGCUGAACAAAACGUGGGAUUAUGUGUCCACUCUAAAAUGGCAUCAUCACAAGCUCCACACUUCGGAACAAAUCUUGAGAGCUGAGCUGCUCGAGAAACGUCAACUUCUGGCUAAACUAAGGGAAGAGUUGGAGUUCUCCAGACAGAAUUGGAUCCUCGUUAAACAAAAGACGGCCGACUCUGAGCGCGAAUGGAGAGCUUUGAGGGACGAAUUUGCUGCCCGGAGACAAAUGUUUAACGUCACCUCGUCGGAAAGUGGAUUUUCAGAUAAUAAUCAAACAGAAGAAGAAGAAUCUCCGGACCCCCCGUCGCCACCAAAGCUCUCACCUUCUUUGGAAGAAUCGCAAGAUAUCUGCUCAGGUCCAGUGCCCAACGAGGGAAACGAAAUCAAUGUCCGUUCCAACGAUUAGACGGAUCAAAAUGAUGGACCAGUAGAUGAUACUCCAGUCACAGUGUUUAUUCCCUCAAUGGAAUACUUGACCAAUGUGCCUGAAGGUCUCAUUCCACCAAUAUUCGAUCACCAAGAGAAACAGGAACCAACCGAAGAGUAUCAAGAGAUCUACAGUAAUUUGAUCGCUAGUAGUGAACGAAGUGCGGAACUGGCCACAAGAUUGGCCGAGGUCAAUCGAACUCUUGGCGAUGGAGACGAUGAGAUCACGGUGAGUACGGACGAUGACUUGAAUGAUGACGAAGAUGACGACGAUGACGAUGAUGAUGACGUGGAACCAAGGACCGAUGCCGACGAUGAAGAACUGGUUAUCGAAAGCCCGGACAUCAUCAGCGACGUGCCAGAUUUUGGCGACGAAGAACGGGACGAAGACGACUCCGAUACCUCGGAUGUCGAUUCGGAUUACUCUUUGGAGGAACCAUUUCCACAAGGAUAUGUGCUGAGUCGAAUGCCUUCAACCAUCUCCGAUUGUUCGUCCAUUGUCAAUGCUUCAUCCGAGGGUGUAUCCAGUAGUCAGAACAACUCCCCAAUCGUUUGGGAUCAAGAGCAAGCGGAGGAGGACGCCUCCGAUGGGCGAGAAAUCCCGGAGCCUCCUCCCCCGCCCACUUUCUCUUUGGUUCCACCCUCCGCUUCGGUCACAGUCAACCCGGUAUACGCCAAUAUGGACAGUCAAGAUGACUCCUCGGAAGACGAACGGGACCAUGAGGCUGAUCUUGAAAGCUCCACCAACGUCACACGCCUCCUCAUCAAGCACCUCCCUAAGCAAAUGGCCAAGCUCCGCCAUGACAAGGCCGAACUCGAGGACAAAAUCCAAGACCUAGAGGCCCGAAUCUCCCAACAAGCUCAAUCCAUGUCCGAAAUGGAACGGAGAUCGGAUAUUUUCCGCAGAGAUGCCGAACAGGCCAAUGCCAUUAUUGCUGGGAAUAACGCUGAUCGAAUUCGAGGAGCAGCUUGCCCAACCUCCCGCAUUAUUCCGUUGGUUUCCUCACAGUCAGAUACAGAAAUUCGAUGGAUAUGCUCAGAGGCCAUAUCCGGCUGCAAAGUAUUGGUAACAAGGAAAUUAUCUUGGAGCGACGUCCGUGAAGAGAUUGUGGUUUCGAGUCGAGACCUUACUGAUCUACCGUUGGAAAUAAGCUUUAGAACCCAAUCCAAGGAAAUUUAUUUUAUUAAAAUCAUCGGACCUCCCGGCGAGAGUUUGGAUUCGGUCAAGUUUAACAUCCUGUUUGAAUAGAAGAGAAUCACAAUGAAGCAUACGCAUUACUUUCAUAGACAUUGUUUAAAAACAUUAUGUGAUAGCAUACCCCAACGAUUAGGUAAAUACAUCCCUCUAUAAAACUA